Numida meleagris (helmeted guineafowl) is the source of this 1691-nucleotide messenger RNA. Its product is annotated as immunoglobulin superfamily member 1-like. The coding region runs from base 1 to 909 and encodes 302 amino acids. The transcript is spliced from 3 exons. The record is from RefSeq and is a predicted model, not a curated record. Lineage: Eukaryota; Metazoa; Chordata; Aves; Galliformes; Numididae.
AUGGCGCUGGCCCUCAUCCUGGUGUCCCCUGACCUAGUGCCCCGACCAUCCCUGUCACUGCACCCCAGCCAGGAGAUACAAGAGGGGGACAAUGUCACCCUGCGCUGCCACCUGCCCUGGCCGGAUGCCUGGGUCCAGCUCUGCCAGGAAAGAGCUUUCAUCUCCUGCAUGGAGAAGUACGUCGUUCAGGACGUGGCUGUGUUCUCCUUUGUUAUCACAAAGUGGGUGCACACAGGGACAUAUCGGUGCCAGUACUGGCUGUCUGAGCCAGCAGAGACUUCAGAGAAGAGUGACCCCGUGGAACUGGUGGUGACAGAUCACACCUUCCCCCCACCUCCCAUAUCCCUGUCGCCUGAGGGACGUGUGGGGAUUGGGACCAACGUCACCAUCCGGUGCAGGAACUGGUACCACGGGGCCACCUUCCUGCACAAGGAUGGGUACUCUGCCCCUAUCCAGCGCCAGGACCCUGAUGAUGGGGGCAUAGCCACCUUCACCCUCUUUCAGGUGACUCCAGCUGACUCCGGCACCUAUCGGUGCUCCUACCACCCCAAGGGAUAUCCCUUUCUGUCCUCACCCCUGGGGAAAAGAGUGACACUGCAGGUGACACACAUACCUACACCCCCAAGUAGGUACAAGACCCACAAUUUGAUGUCCCCGGUGUCAUCCACAGUUGGCAGUGUCUCUGCAUCCUCUCCCCAGGGAGGCGGUGGCUGGGGUUGGGAACACCCAAACACCCAGAUGCCACAGGACCCAACAGCAGGGUCCCGUGGGAACCUGGUUGUGGCAGUGGUGAGGUGCUGCGCUGCUGCCUUCGUCUUUGGCCUCGGUGUCUUUUUUGUCGUCGAUGCCCGCAGCCUCUGGAUACGGAGAGAUGAGAGCCCUGGUGGGGAAGGGGUUGAAUGGAUAUGAUUUCCUUGUUUUACUCCAAAUGUCUUCUGUCUGUGAUUUGAUCCCAUCUAUGUCCCUUCUAGUUUCCCCACCUCCUCUUCCAUCCCCUAUAAAUCCCCAGAACCAUCCCCUGCCUUCACUUCCAUCUACUAUUCAUCCCUGCUCCAUGUACCUUGGGACACCCCAGUACCCCCCAUUCAGCUCCACUCCCUUUUUUCAUACAGGUGCCCACCCACAAAUGCCUGAGGCCAUGCAGAUCCUGGUCAGUGUCUAGGUCAGGGGAGCCUCCAUCCCAGCCUGCCCCACAGGGCCGCCUCAAACCCCACGGGAGAACCCCUAUACCUACCUGUGGGGACCCCAAGACACCUCCAGCUCAUACGGCCUCCUAGAAAUUUAUGUGCAUCCUCCAAGAAGAAAUGAGAUUUGAAGAACUCCGACCCUGCAUCAUGGGGACGCCAUCAAUGCAAAUCUUCACCCUAAACCCUGAUCUCCCACAAAAUGACUAAUGGGACCCCCAGAAACCACCCACAGGGUACCCCAGAUUCCUCACUCAAAGGACCCCAAGUAUACCCAACCCCUGAUCCCACCUUCUUCGAUACCCCCCAAAAUCCUUACACCCUACAUGCCCCCUUUCCACCAGAUUGAGAACCACCAUGGUGGCACUCCACUCUCCCCUUCUUUCAUGCUCAUUUCUCACCUCAAAUCCUUCCUGAUCUCCCCCAGAUUUUCUAACACACUUUGGCAUCCCACCCCCCAUUCCCUCUGAUUCAUUACAAACACUUUCCCAAUCCUGACAAGUCCUU